This is a messenger RNA of Plasmodium coatneyi, 1419 nucleotides long. RefSeq lists its product as uncharacterized. Gene Ontology annotation, molecular function: RNA endonuclease activity. Gene Ontology annotation, biological process: maturation of SSU-rRNA; ribosomal small subunit biogenesis. NCBI's taxonomy places the organism in Eukaryota, Apicomplexa, Aconoidasida, Haemosporida, Plasmodiidae. The coding region runs from base 1 to 1419 and encodes 472 amino acids. Gene Ontology annotation, cellular component: preribosome, small subunit precursor. The transcript has a single exon. The record is from RefSeq and is a predicted model, not a curated record.
AUGAGCAGGCACAAAUACGUUUUGGACGCGAACAGCGUCAUCAAGUGUAAGGACUUAUUGUUCACAAACUACGAUUGCUACGUUACAGAAGGAGUUAUAAAAGAAAUAAAAGAUGAGCACUCGAGGAAGAGACUGAACAACAUGAUGCCGCUGCUAACUGUUGCUCAGGCGGAAGAGAGGGAUGUGAAUUUUGUAAAAUAUUUUUCCAAGCUGACUGGGGAUUACGACUCCCUGAGUGAGGUAGACAUAGACGUCAUUGCACUGACUUAUAUGCUGCACCGUAUGCAUGGAGAUGUGUCCAAGUUGAAUGCUGCUCCUAUGGAAACCAUUUAUAAGUACGACCAAGUUGAGUUUGAUUAUGUGGGGAAGGGGAGGCGGAAAGGGAAGAACAUGGAGGAUAGCCCCACGGGGGGUGAACAAGCAACUGAGGAGGGGGAAGCCACCACGAGCAGCACGCAGCCGGAAAAGGCGGACUCAGGGGUGGACGUUUUGAAGCGGGAGGAUGACCCAACGGGGGGGUGCGACGUCACAGACGGGGGUGGAAGUAUACAAGGAAGUGACGCUGACGCAGACGCGGAUGAAAGUAUGCACGAAAGUGACACCGACGCAGACGCGGAUGAAUGUAUACACGAAAGUGACGCCGAAUCGAAUGAAAGCGCUAAUGGAGACGACUCACCCAGAGCGGGGGGACGAAUCCGAGGGUGCGAAAUGAUCAGAGAGGAAGUCGUACAAGUGGAGGAGGAGGCCAACCAGGAGGACGACGAAGGAGGCCAAUGGAUAAACAUAAACAAUUACGACACGCAAAAUGUAGACGUAAAUAGGGAAGAAAAAUUCACCCCAAAAGUAGCAUGCGUAACGACAGAUUAUGCCAUGCAAAAUGUUAUGUACCAGAUGGGCUUAAAUGUAAUAACAAUGGAUGGAUUUAAAAUAAAUUCCAUAAAAUUGUGGGGACAUAUAUGCACAUCAUGCUACACAUUUGUAAGAAAGACUUCUGUUAUGUUCUGCUCCAAAUGUGGAAAUAACAAUUUGAGAAAAGUAAAUGUCGUGGUGGAUAAUAAUUUAAAAAAGCUAGUCGUGAAAAUUCCCCAAUUUAGGGUUAAUACCAAAAACACCAUUUAUAGUAUUCCCAAAAAAAAAAAUUCUUCUCAAAAAAAAUUUCAAGAUAAGUUGCAAAUAUUUAGGGAAGAUGAAUUGCUCAUGGGGGGCAGAAAACAAUUUUUAACACAUCAAAAAAAAAUGUACGAAUCUCAGAAAAGUAAAAAGGACCCCUUCAGUGGAGACAACCUGCAUGACAACUAUGCCAACGACUGGACCUACAGGACCACUUUGAAAAAUGGCAAGGUUGCCAUUUUGACCAACCCGAAAAUUGUCGUGGGGGGGAAGAAGAAGCAUCCCCACAGGAGGAAAAAGAAGAAGUAG